ACAGAUAGCACAGUUCAGUCUGUUCGAUUAAUAUUCUAAAGCAAUUCGAUGCACAUCAACAAUCAGUUUUGUUUAUUUAGUAAUUGAUUCAGAGCGAAAACUACCUGCACGAGAGGACUAGAGAUUGAGUGAUGGCCAGCAUCACAUUCAAGGGCCGUCCCACUAUUGUACUGCGCACCUAUCAGGUGCUACGCAUUGGCAACAAUGUCCUUGACAGCGAGUUGGACUUUUGCCUAGACGAUAAGACUGUGGCCAAGCUGCACGCAACACUGACGCGAAGCGAGCGGGGCUUGUUCCUGGUCAACGAGAGUCGCAACGGAACUGUCAGUGUGAAUGGACAGCGUUUUAGCGGCCCCGUUUUGAUCACCUAUCGCGACGCAAUCAAUGGCAUUGUCAAGUUGAGCUUCGGACGCAGCGAGGCCUUCCUACGCGUUUCCGGCAGCCUUGGCGGCUAAGCUUGGGGGUCGACCCCAAGGCUUACUUUGGACGAACACUUGUAAUUUCAAUGUUCUUCAAGUUAAAAUUUAUGUUUUACUGUGUAUUAAAUGUAUGUUUCACGAAUUACAUGUACUCAUAUACUU
Molecule: messenger RNA, 581 nt
Organism: Drosophila hydei
Lineage: Eukaryota; Metazoa; Arthropoda; Insecta; Diptera; Drosophilidae
Exons: 2
Coding region: 132-455 (107 amino acids)
Molecular function (GO): protein binding
Source: RefSeq, a predicted model, not a curated record